AUGAACGAGGAAAGCAUAGCAGUGGCGGAGCUCGAAGGGGAGCUGCUGAGGGACUCCAGUUCCUUCCCCUACCUUGCCCUAGUGGCCUUCGAGGUGGGAGGAGUCCUGAGACUCCUCCUACUCCUGCUCCUCCUCCCGCUCGCCGCUGCGAUGCGCCGCUUCGUCUCGGAAGCCGCCGGCGAGAAGCUGAUGAUCUUCGCCGCGGUGGCGGGGGCGAACCUUGCGGACUUACAGUCGGCGGCGAGGGCGGUGCUUCCCAAAUUCUUCGCCGCCGAGCUCCGCUUGGACUCGUGGAAGCUCUUCAACGCCUGCGGGUGGCGGUGGGGGCAGCGCUGCCGCCGCUGCGUGGUGACGGCGAUCCCCAGGAUCAUGGCGGAGGUCUUCCUCAAGGACUACCUUGGGGCGGACAUGGUGAUAGGAACUGAGCUGGGGAGCUUCAUGGGCCGCGCCACAGGCUUCGUGCUGCCCCCAGGCGUGCUCGCCGGCGGCGACAAGGAGAAGCUCAUUCGCCGGUUCCUGGGCGACAGCUUCGUGAGACUCUCUCAGGUUAUGUUUCUUGAGAUCUUCUCUUCCUGGGCUUCGUCAAAUUCACGGAACCUCUCCGUUUGUUGACACUUGUUGUUGGAGAAUUUGGUCAACCGCCGAAAGUCCCGGCGAGGGUCUACAAUCAGCUCCAACCCCCCCUCCAACCCACCUAACCUUGUUCCCAACGAGACCCCUCUAUUGUCAGAUAGAAAAGCUACUGAAUAAAAUAAUGAUCAAAACCAGACACUGGCUGUGCAGGUGGGGAAAGCGUUAUCGCCGGAGGAGGAGGAGGGUGUUGCACCGGUAAGAUUUGAGAAGCUGCCAAAGCCGGUCGUGUUCCACGACGGGAGAUUGGUUCAGCAGCCCACGCCGAUGGUGGCGCUGCUCAUCGUCCUCUGGUUUCCCGUCGGAUUCGCUCUCGCCUUCCUCCGCGUCGCCGCCGGCACCCUCUUCCCCAUGCCGCUCCUCCACCACAUCUUCCGACUACUGGGGGUCCGGAUAACAGUCCACGGCCAGCCACCGCCGCCGUCGUCUCCGGCGAGCGGCGGCGGCUCCCUCUUCGUCUGCAACCACCGCACGCUCCUCGACCCGAUCUUCCUCUCCGCCGCCCUCCGCCGGCCCAUCGCCGCCGUCACCUUCUCCAUCUCUCGCCUAUCGGAGCUUCUCUCCCCCAUCAGGACCGUCCCCCUCUCUCGGAACCGCGCCACCGACGCCGCCAUGAUGAAGAAGCUCCUCCGAGAGGGGGACCUUGCCGUCUGUCCGGAGGGGACGACCUGCCGGGAGCCGUUCGUGCUGAGAUUCUCGUCUCUCUUCGCCGAGCUCGCCGGUGACAUCCUGCCGGUGGCGGUGGCGACCAGUCCCACCAUGUUCCACGGAACCACCGCGAGGGGGUGGAAGGGGAUGGAUCCCUUCUUCUUCUUCAUGAACCCUCGCCCCGCUUACGAGAUCACCUUCCUCGGCAAGCUCCCGCCGGAGAUGAGCUGCGCCGCCGGCAGCUCCGGCCAUGAGGUGGCCAACUACGUACAGAGGCUACUCGCUGCCGCUCUCUCGUACGAGUGCACCGCCCUCACCAGGAGGGAUAAAUACCGGGUCCUCGCCGGCAACGAUGGCGGAGCGGCGGCGAAGGACACCAGCAAAGCCGGAACGAUGGGCUAA
Molecule: messenger RNA, 1680 nt
Organism: Spirodela intermedia
Lineage: Eukaryota; Viridiplantae; Streptophyta; Magnoliopsida; Alismatales; Araceae
Source: the annotation of a GenBank genome assembly